Molecule: messenger RNA, 2439 nt
Organism: Thamnophis elegans (Western terrestrial garter snake)
Lineage: Eukaryota; Metazoa; Chordata; Lepidosauria; Squamata; Natricidae
Gene: AAGAB
Product: alpha and gamma adaptin binding protein
Exons: 10
Coding region: 39-977 (312 amino acids)
Source: RefSeq, a predicted model, not a curated record
GGGAAGCGCCGGGCCCUUCAAGACUGCUGGCGUGCGCGAUGGCCGUCCCGUGCACUUUGAUCACCAGCUGCGCUGCGGGCUUCCCCGGGGAGGAGCUGGUGAAACGUAUCACUGGAGAAGAAGAGCUCCCUGAGCACAUGGCCGCCGAGAGCGGAGCUCGGUUUUACCCCUGGAUGAUAGACAAUAAAUAUUACUCCGCUGCCAUCCAUCUCUGCGUGGUGGCAAACAUGUUUCAGGUGACGGCGGAAAUUGCCGAGUCCAUUCAGGCUUUCCUGAUCUACUUUGACAGCACCGCAAUAUCUGGGCUGGAUGCUGUUUCUCAGUGGCUGCCUCUUAUAGAAGACUGGCUACCAGAAGUGAUGAUCUUGGUCUGUGACAGAGUCUCUGAAAAUGGCAUCAGCCGGCAGAAGGCGCAAGAGUGGUGCAUCAAACACAGCUUUGAGUUGGUGGAGCUCAGCCCAGAGGAGCUUCCAGAUGAGGAUGACGAUUUCCCAGAAUCUACAGGAGUCAAACGAAUUGUUCAAGCCUUGAAUGCCAACGUCUGGUCAAACGUGGUGAUGAAAAACGAGGCGAGUCACAGCUUCGGCCUUUUCCCAGCCUUCGCAGGGGCAGAUCUCAGGAUCGGGUCAGAUGAGAACGAAGCACCAGAAGCCAACUCUUUGCCAGCAGAGAGGGCCCAAUCUAUGCUGGAUUCAGAAGCAACCCUGGCCCCUGCGGAGGGAACCCAGGGGGACCCCGUGGCUGACCCAGCGCUGGACACGGACAUUCAAGAGCUGGCCAGCCUCACCACAGGAGAAGGAGACAUCGAGAACUUUGAGCGACUCUUCUCCAAGUUGAAGGAAAUGAAAGAAAAGGCUGCCACCCUGCCUCAUGAACAAAGAAAGCUGCAUGCCGAAAAGGUUGCCAAAGCCUUCUGGAUGGCCAUCCGAGGAGACCAGGAUGAGAUUGAAGGCUUGUCUUCCGACGAAGACAACUGAGGAUGGGGGGUCUGCAAGCUGGAACGGGACUCUGGUUCUGGAUAUGCCACCCUGGUUUUGCCGAGGCCUCGUUUUCUCCGCAGCCCCGGCAGAGACUUUGGGGUGGGGGUGGGGUGGGGGGGAAGGGGUGUUCCUUGAGACUUAGUUCAUUCUUGUUCUGCAGCAGCGGAGAGCAGCUGCCUCCGUGGCCCCCCUGCCUGGAUCUACCAAGGGGAAGGUGGACCUUCAAGUGAACAGAACCUGGUCCCAACUAAAGGAGAAGCUGCACGGAGGCUGCUUGGGCAGAGGCUGCUUUGGCAUAAACCAAGCAUGGGUCCAUUUGCCUUCCAGCUUGUCUUCAUAUCAAAAAAACAACUGAAAUCUGGAGAGGAAUGUUAGUAGGAGGUUAUCUGAUAGUUUAGGAGUCCCGAUGUCCCCAGGCCCUUAGAAGGGGAGAAGCGCUGAGAGAGGCGCCUUCUCUUGGCUCAGCUUCAUUUGGAAUCGGAUCCCGAGUGUUUAUCCAAUGCUGGCCGGCCGAGACAGAGGUUGCUUGCAUGCCAUCCACCCUGCCUGGAAGCUGAGGAUGAACCAGCGCAAGGAGAAACAUCUGAACGCCUUCUCAAUUCUCUCCAGGGAUUCCAUCAGUGGCAGCUUAGAGAGGCUGUGUGCAACUCCUGCCUUGCUUGAAGGUGGCUGUUGCAUCACAGCCUUUGGAGACAACGAAGGGGGGGGGGUCUUCCUUCGGGAGGGGAGCACAUCUCUCUGCCCAACCUUCUGCAGCCAGGAAUGUUAGGAUUCUACUAGAUUCCUUAUGCCAGGAGGGGUCCUCGAUCCCUGGGCCCUGCAAGCAGCAGGAGAGCACGCAUGCACAGGCCCUGCAUGCUGUUUCCUGCAAAAGGCGUGUAGAUCUUGGGGCUCCCUCCUAGUGUCAGAACCUGUUUGGUUUCAGCAGAACUGAGCCAUCUCUGGCCACCCCCAGGCUCGAAGGAGCCCCCCCCCCCAGGCAGAUAAAGCACUUUAGAGUCUAGUUCGGGGGUCCCCAAACUUGGCAACUUUAAGAUUUGUGGACUUUAACUCUCAGAAUUCUCCAGCCAGCUCUGCUGGCUGGAGAAUUCUGAGAGUUGAAGUCCACAAGUCUUAAAGUUGCCAAGUUUGAAGACCUCUGGUCUAGUUACUGCGGCUGGAAACUUCCCCCCUGCCGCCUGUUGGGAUCCCAUUGUUCUGUGCCGUUCUUCACACUUCUUCCGCUGGGAGACGUGGCCAUCCAGCUGUUCCAUCCUGCCGUUUUGGGCUGCAGCUCCCAUCAUCCACAGUCAUUGAUAUCCCCGGUUGGGUUGGAUGCCAGCUGCUGCUGCUGCUUUCAAGACCCGGAGAUGGCCCUGUUGGGAAAGGCAGCUGUGUGGAGGUCCAGCUGUGGGGGAGGGGGAGACCGUUUGUUUGUUUGGUGUUGUGUUGGGAUGAAUAAAGUCUGCUCAAAACACAA